Rhipicephalus microplus (southern cattle tick) is the source of this 1176-nucleotide messenger RNA. RefSeq names its product E3 ubiquitin ligase Rnf121. Gene Ontology annotation, molecular function: metal ion binding; ubiquitin protein ligase activity. Gene Ontology annotation, biological process: ERAD pathway. The record is from RefSeq and is a predicted model, not a curated record. Lineage: Eukaryota; Metazoa; Arthropoda; Arachnida; Ixodida; Ixodidae. Gene Ontology annotation, cellular component: Golgi membrane; endoplasmic reticulum membrane.
UACGAGCCUAGCGAAGUUUCGGGCCUCCUAAAUGUAAUGGUGGCACACUCAAGAUGGCACAUUACCACGGCGAUAUCAGCCUGGAUCUAAUACUAAACGAAAGUAUAGACCUUUCAAAAUUACCAGAUGAAGACAGACACAGGAUUGAACAUGCCCGGAUGCACGAGAAGCACAGAGGUCACGAAAAGAUGCAUAGCUACAUGAUACUUAUUCUCCUAGCAUCUGUUGUCAUAGCCCAAAUAAUCCUAGUAAACUGGAAAAAAUUGCAUUUCAAAUCGUAUCAGAGAGUGACCAUGGUGGGGAUGUGGCUGAUACCACUGUGCAUCUCUGUGCACUCUUACUGGUGGCGCUUUGUGUUUAUUUGGACUAUUUUUACUGUAGGCACAUUUAUAGUUAUGAGCUGGGCUCUGCAGAAACCUAUAGCUGGGACCACGCCCCGUUGGGUCUACAAAUGGUUCUAUGUGAUAUACCUGCAGAGUUGCGCAGUCUGCGUGUUUGGCUACGUGGUGGUCAUGCUGACUCUGCUUGGAGUGAAUGUGGUGUUUCGGGCCAAGCCACAGAGUUGGAUGGAUGUGGGCCUGCUGUUUCUUUUUUAUGGCAUGUACUAUGGUGUGUUAGGUCGUGACGUCUCCGAGGCUGUCACAGACCGAAUGGCAUGCACCAUUGGGUACUACACAACCACAGGAGUUCCCGUGAGGCAACUAGAGUCCAAUGUUUGUGCCGUGUGUGGCAACAAAAUACACGUCCUUGACAAUGCAGAUGCAAUUGUCGAGGAAUCAUAUAAGCUGCCAUGUGGUCACAUAUUUCAUGAAUUCUGCAUCAGAGGUUGGUGCAUUGUUGGAAAGAAGCAGACCUGCCCCUACUGCAAGGAGAAAGUGGACCUCAAGCGCAUGUUCUGCAGCCCCUGGGAAAAGCCACACAUUCUGUACGGAAACUUCUUGGACUUCAUUCGCUACCUUCUGGUGUGGCAGCCAGUGAUCAUCAUGGCAGUGCAAUUUCUGAAUUCGAAACUGGGACUAGAGUGAUUAUGCAUUCACAUCCCUAAAAUGCACAUAGAAUGCUCAUCUCACAUUGCAUUUGUCUCAUUCUCUCUCUGCUCUUUUGUAUAGAACACAGCUGUAUAUUUGUUGAACUGACCAAAUGGCAUAUUAAACUAUAAUUUUUUGUUUAUGCUGA